Messenger RNA from Aphis gossypii (cotton aphid), 1214 nucleotides. RefSeq names its product eukaryotic translation initiation factor 3 subunit G-1-like. The record is from RefSeq and is a predicted model, not a curated record. The transcript is spliced from 3 exons. Bases 199 to 1044 code for a protein of 281 amino acids. Gene Ontology annotation, cellular component: cytoplasm; eukaryotic translation initiation factor 3 complex. Lineage: Eukaryota; Metazoa; Arthropoda; Insecta; Hemiptera; Aphididae. Gene Ontology annotation, molecular function: RNA binding; translation initiation factor activity.
AACCAAGGCGCGUUUGCCCGGUUUGGAUCCACGACUCACGAGGAGCGUUCUAUUGAUAACAGAACGACGCGAUGUUUACUUUCUUUACUUUUUUUUAAUUUUUUUCCGUUUUUCGUCAAAGUCUUCGACUUUGAUUUUCCUUCUCGCAGAGUGCGAUAGGCAUCAAUUUCCCUAUCUCCGAUCGAACGUAUCAGAAAAAUGCACACCAAAGACUUGAUCAAGGUAAGUUGGGCGGAUGAGGUCGAGGAUCACUUGGAGAAAACGACGCUGCCGCAGUCAAAAACUGAACAAGUGGGAAACAGCCGUAUUAUAACAGAAUACCGGUGGAACAAGGACGACAAGAAAGAAAAGGUGGUGCGCACCUACAAAAUUGAAAAACGGCUGGUCUCUAAAACAAUAGCGGAGCGAAAGACGUGGCCCAAGUUCGGCGACUCGCGCAAUGACAAGCCUGGGCCAAAUAUUGCGACUACUAUACCUGCCGAAGAGAUACAGAUGCAAUUCUUGACUGGCAAAGACGGUGACAAAGCAGAGGAAAAUCCAUUAGACAAACUGAAGAAUGUAAACAUGAACAUCAAGUGUCGUACAUGCGGCGGCGAACAUUGGUCUUUCUCAUGUCAUCUCAAAGGGACUGGGUUGGUUGUUGAGGACAAGAAAUUAGUGCAAGAGAAGAUAUCUGAACCCGAAAAGAAUACCGGAACUAACAGGCCUUAUAUUCCGCCUUCGGCAAGAGAAGGAGCUACAAAUACUGCAGGAAAACGAGAUCCAUAUUCGCGAGGUUAUGAUGAGGUGCCAGCCAUUCGUAUUGAAAAUCUUUCAGAGAGCACAUCUGAAGCAGAUUUGAGUGAACUAGUCAACAAGUUUGGGCAGAUUGCUCGAAUUUACUUGGCUUCCAAUAAGGUUACAGGCGCAUGUAAAGGGUAUGCGUUUGUGAAUUUCAAAUCUAAACUAGAUGCCGAAAGAGCCAUCAAGGGCUUGCAUGGUUAUGGUUAUGAUCAUUUAAUCCUGAAUGUUGGUUGGUCAACAAAUAACUAUAAAGCUGCAUAAAAUCCUCAUACAUAUGAUGGAUGGAUUUUAGAAAAUAUUUAAUUGUUAUAUAACAUUAUAAGAACAAUUAAAAAAGUCCUAUCAGUUAUUUGGUUGUUAACAAUAAAUUAAUAAUAUGCUACAAUUUACAACUAAAUAAAUAUUGGCAAUUACAUUUUUUGUGUUUAAUA